Messenger RNA from Cherax quadricarinatus, 545 nucleotides. The record is from RefSeq and is a predicted model, not a curated record. Lineage: Eukaryota; Metazoa; Arthropoda; Malacostraca; Decapoda; Parastacidae.
AGAACUUGUGAACAUGAUCUCUGUGACUUUGACCCAUAUCUCAAUAAGAAACACCUUACUGAAACAUUAACACUUGUUGUUGCGCUCUUCCAUGAACAAGAUUGUCAGAAUAAGGACACUAGUUUUGUAGACUCCAGGCUAUUUCCUGACUGUUGUGAUGAAGAAAUUUGGAAUGACAGUAAUGAUGAUACAAGUGAAAGCAAGAUUGUUCAGGAUGCAAGAACUACUGAAAAAAAAUUCCAUAGAAGAACAAGAAAGGAAGGUGGAAUAAGCUUAAGAAUGUCUGGUGAUUCAUGUCUAGACCAAAACUCAAGCACAGGUGUAACAAAUUCAUUAAGAGAAUUAAGUCUUGCAAACAAUUCAGGAGGUUUUGCAGAUUCUGAAAUAUCAUCAUUCUCAGUACCAACAGGUAGAACAAAAGAAUGUGAAAAUAAAGUGAUUUCUGGUUAUACAUUCAGGGAGGAAGCAGAGGCAUUGUAUUUGCUAGUAAACUUUGGAAAUGAAGAAGUAUUGAUGCAUGCAUUUCAGCUUCAAAAAAAGAUAAG